AUGUAUAUGACAUGGCGGGUAUGUGAAUUAAAAUCUGAACUAAAGAAGCGAGGUGCGUCUUUACGGGGAAGAAAAGCAGAUCUAGUGGAAAGAUUAGAGUUAUAUGACCAAAAUUUUAAUUUUGGGAACACCGAGAAUCAGGAUGAAGAAGAUCUUACAAUGAACCUUCCAGAGUCCAACACAUAUCGAGAUAUAAAUAGCUGCACUUUCUUACCACCUCUAACAAAAAUGCAUAUUAGAAAUUAUUUUUUCUGUGCUGAUAAGAAACUUGAUAAGGCUAAAUCUUUAUAUGAGUCUCGAUACCUCAUCCUUGCAAGAGCUUCAACUGUUGGUGACUCUACUUUUGUAAAAGGCUAUUGCAAAAAAGACUAUGAGAGCUUUACAGUAUGA
This is a messenger RNA of Parnassius apollo (apollo), 390 nucleotides long. The record is from the annotation of a GenBank genome assembly. NCBI's taxonomy places the organism in Eukaryota, Metazoa, Arthropoda, Insecta, Lepidoptera, Papilionidae.